AUGUCUGUCAACGUCAACCGCAGCGUGUCAGACCAGUUCUACCGCUACAAGAUGCCCCGUCUGAUUGCCAAGGUAACGAUUCAACAUCCGAGGAUUUUUAAGUUUGACGGUGCCAGAACUCCUGCUGGAGGUCUAGCACCGUCAUUUUCAGGAAAAUCUCAGGCUUGUGUUUUGAUAUUCUUUUAUGUUUUUCCCUUUUUUAGGUUGAAGGCAAAGGGAAUGGAAUCAAGACGGUCAUUGUCAACAUGGUUGAUGUUGCAAAGGCACUGAACAGGCCUCCAACAUGUAAGUAACAACCCCCAGUUGAUCAUUGCCGACCUGUUUCUGUGGUUUACAACAAAGUCCAUUCAAACACCAUGUUUCUACUUUUAAUCAAGUUGGGGUUAAUCAUCUUAAGAAACAAAGAGCUCAUCAUGGACAACAUGUCAUUGAUUGUUUGGCCUCUUCAUUUUUUUCUUGUGAGUUUGAGAAAGCUGGAAAGGAUUCGCUGUUUUUAAACUAGAGUUCGACACAUUUAAGUUUCACUGAUUACUGCAGUGUGAGCUGAGUCAGCCGGCAUGUCGUCCAAACAGGUGCGAGUCUUAAAAUCUCACGACAUGCAGAACUAAGAUGAAAUUUGUCGAUGAUAAACUUUUAAAAAUGAAUUUCUUUUUGGUGACUGAUCACCAAGGAUUGCGUCGCUGCUUUUUGCGGAUGGUGUAGUACUUCUAGCUUCAUCGAGCAGUGACCUUCACCUCUUGCUGGGGCGAGUGUGAAGCGGCUGUGGAUGCGAAUCAGCACCUCCAAGUCCGAGGCCAUGGUCCUCAGUCGGAAAAAGAUAGACUGCUUUCUCCGGGUCGGAGGGCUGACCCUGCCUCAAGUGGAGGAGAUCAAGUAUCUCGGGAUCUUGUUCACGAUUGAGGGUAGGAUGGAGCGCGAGAUCGACAGGCGGAUCGGAGCGGCUAGUUGGCACUCAUCUGGUUGGAGUGCCAACUAGCAACUAGACGCCUCCCGUUAGAGGUGUUCCAGACAUGUCCCACCGGGAGGAGACCUCGUGGCCGACCCAGGACCAGGUGGAGGGAUUAUAUCUCUCGCCUGGCCUGGGAGCGCCUGGGAAUCCCCCCCAGAGGAGCUGGUGGAAGUGGCUGGGGUGAGGGAUAAAGUGGAAAAAAACGACGAUGUGACUGACGCUAGGACAUGGUCAGAAAAGUCCGAACAGUUCAGGUUGUUCAAAAUAAGUGGUUUUUGUCAGGAAGUGCGGUCCGUUUGUGUCGAGACUGUUUUGCAGAAACAAAAAGAAGCUGCAUGCUCUGAAGUCAGACUUGUCUGCUGAGCUGUCAGUGGAGAUUCUCCCUCAUUUGACAGCUUGUAGGGCUGCAGGUCUACGAAGAUGAAACAGGCUUUUGAUCUUGAACGGGCUGAGAGUUGAGCAGAGUGGUGCAGUGUGUUUUGGUCAGCUGUUGUGGUAAGUUCUUCAGAGUUUGGAUGCUGGAGCUCAUGUUUUAAGAGCUCAGCUUUCACUUUGCAUACGUGAUAGGGUUGUGUGGAGCUCUUUCAUACUCAGAAGAUUUCAGUAUCCAAAGUGGAUCUAAACGCUGGUCUUCAACUUCUUGACUUUAGCCCAUAAUAUUUUUGUUUCUGAACACAUUUUCCCAGGAUUUAAACAUUUAUAUCUUUGGUGUGUUAAUGUAUUUGUGCUGUUGCCUGUCAUGUUUUGUAGAGGGUCAGUGGUUUAUUUUAUUUCACUUUGUUUUUCUCUGAUCUUUCUUUCAGACCCGACCAAGUUUUUUGGUUGUGAACUCGGCGCGCAGACCCAGUUUGAUACCAAAAACGACCGUUACAUCGUCAACGGAUCCCACGAGGCGAACAAGUUGCAGGACAUGCUUGAUGGGUUCAUCAGAAAAUUUGUGCUGUGUCCUGAGUGUGAUAACCCUGAAACUGAUCUGGUUAGUAUUUCACUGCAGCAGGGAUCUUUUAAAAAGAGUAAAUGAUACAAGGCUGAGACUGAGCUGCUCAGAGUGAGAUUAAGUCAGAAAGAAGUCGUUUUUUUUUUUGCUCUAAAUAUGAUUAUUUUUUCCUUUUUUAAAGCAUGUCAAUCCCAAGAAACAAACCAUUGGCAAUUCCUGUAAGGCCUGUGGAUACCGCGGCAUGCUUGACACCAGACACAAACUCUGCACGUUCAUCCUCAAAAACCCACCAGGUGAGAAGACUCUGCUGUGUCAUGUUUUGAUUCUUUUUGUCUGUUUUUUUCUUGUUUCUACCAUCCGAAGUUUUUUUAACAUCUCUGGUUUCUCAUCGCUCCUUCUCUUCGUCUUUACGUUCAUUCUUCCCCCGGCUUUAUUUUGCCCUCACAGUUCGGGGUCAUCGUCCUCCCGGCUGGAACACAGUAGGAACUUGAACUCCCGCAGAUAUGAUAAUAGCUAUUUUUCCCUCUCCAAAUAACAGAGAGCACUGACAGUGGAUCCGCGUCAGCAAAGAAAGAGAAGGAGAAGAAGAACCGCAAGAAGGAUAAGGAGAACGGCUCUGGCAGCGGAGAGGCUGGAAACCACGACAACUUUGACGCUCCUCAGGCUGUGGUGGGUUUCUCCUCUUCAUGCGCUGACCUCUUCUGUUCUUUUCGACCAAUCAGGAGGAACUAGUCCAGAACCUGGCGACUAGAGAGCCUCUUCAGGAGUAUGAGACGGCUGAAUGAGCACAUGUGGGAGUUUCUCAGGACAUGUUACACUGUAUUUACUCACUGUGGGAACUCUGAGGCAGUUAAAUAUUUUCUUAAAGCGACUCAUUUCUGAAAACUGCCGAGUAUAAAAUGUCAGAAAUGUUUCUCUUAUCACAUUUUCAUCUCCUGAGAUAAUUAGAUAUCCUUGUUUUUCGUCAGUUCAGUGGUGUAAUAUUCCUUUAAAUGGAUUAUCCGCUCUGACACAUUUUGGCUUUUCCGUUAAGAGUCAGCUGACAUGUGGUCCAGAGGUCACUCCGAGUUUGCUUUUGAGCGGCAGGUUCAGGCGGUUCGAAUAAACAAGGAGUCCUUUUAGCGCCGGCCUUUUUCACUCUCAGUGCAGUCAGAUGAUUUAUGAACAAACACGGCUCAAUGUCUGUCUUUUCUUUUUGGUGUUGGUGUUAAAUCUGCAGGACCACCUUUUUUUAUAUUUUUCUGACCUUCCUGUGUUUUUCGUUCCAGGAUGGAGACGACGAUGAUGAGGACUGGGCUGAGGAAACAACAGCUGAAGCUCAGAGGCGGCGAAUGGAGGAAAUCAGCGACCAUGCCAAGAACCUGACACUCAGUGAAGACCUGGAGAAACCUCUGGAGGAGAGGGUCAACCUGUUCUACAACUUUGUCAAAGUACGGUUUGUCACCUUCUGAGAAUAUCCAGCGCAUCAUGAGCUUUUAUUGUUAUCUGUGUCUUGCGAACAGUCGUGUCUAACUUUGUUUUUCCAUUUCCAGCAAAAGAAGGAGAGUGGAACCAUCGACGGAGCCGAUAAGGAGAUCUUGGCUGAGGCAGAGCGCCUGGAUGUGAAGGCCAUGGGCCCCCUCAUCCUCAGCGAGCUGCUCUUCGACGAGAACAUCCGCGAGCAGAUCAAGAAGUACAAACGCCACUUCCUGCGAGUAAGUCGACGAGCCGGUGACUGGUCUUUUGUGUUUUAUUUCUGGGUGUUGAAACAGAAACUGAGUGGGUAUUUUUCUUGGACUGAAAGCACAGAUGUGUGUCUCUUGCAGCUGUGAUCGUCUUUCUUUCCCUCGCUGCAUUUAUUUUUCUUCAUGAAACUCCAGUGAGUGAGCGUUUGUCUCAUGAUUUAUUUCCCCCUCACAGUUCUGCCACAACAACAAGAAGGCCCAGAAGUAUCUGUUGGGAGGUUUUGAGUGCGUGGUGAAGCUGCAUCAAGUCCAGCUGCUGAGCCGAGUCCCCCUCAUCCUCAAAGACCUGUUUGAUGCAGACCUGCUGGAGGAAGAUGUCAUAUUCGCUUGGGCAGAGAAGGUCCGUGUUCAGGAGUGUCUGAAAACUUCUAAAUUAAACUGCCUUCAAAUGACAUGAUCUAAUAACUCUGAUUAUUGAACCUCAAGCAUUUUUUAAGAGGGCUUCUGUUUGAAAGAUAAAAUAUUUCAAUAACUGUUUUGCAUUACCUUUAGAUUUAUUUGAAGCUGUUCCUAACCAGUCUGUCUUUUUUCCUCUAGGUUUCUAAGAAGUACGUCUCCAAGGAGCUGGCCAAAGAGAUCCACGCCAAGGCUGCCCCCUUUGUCAAAUGGCUGAAGGAGGCCGAGGAGGAGAGCGAGGGCAGCGAGGAAGAAAAGGAGGAGGACGAUGAGAACGUUGAGGUGGAUCGCGUUGUUUUAAAACAUGCGAUUUCUUUAGAGUGGUCACUUUGAUUCUAUAUUUAAAGAGAUUUUUGGUUUGAAGUUUGCUGCUCUGAUUUCAAUAGCUUGAUAGAGCGCUUUGAUCACUUUCUGGUCAACCUUUUGAAGAAGAGAGCAAAUAACAGCAGAUAAAAUCCAGGACCCGGUGGUUUUAAAGUAAUCUGAUCAGAUCGGAGAGAUCAAGUCUUCAAAAUGUGGUCCAAAAGAAAAUAACAAGGGGAACAGAAUCAGACUGGAUCAGGUAUUCAGUCCUGGAUUUUAACCUCCAGUUUUUCUAAACUUUAGAUUAAGGCCGAUGAGGCAGGGAAAGAUUAUUUCUGUUGCACAUUUCAGCGACAAAGAAACUCAAAGUUCUUCACACAAGACAAGAAAAGAGACGAGAGGCAGGAGACAAAUGAUGAAGAGGACUGAGGCCAGGGUAAAGGCACUAAAGGAGAUCCAGCUUUUAAUAGGGUCAAACAAAACAACACUUUUACUGUGAAAAUGAUACUUAACAUAAUCAGUUUGUGUGGAUCUUAGCUCCCCCUGUGGACAAAGUAUGUAGUGUAUCAUCCCCUAAUUCAGGUGAAGUAAUAGAUUGUAGUUUGUAACUAGACCAGGUUAAAAUAGCAGGACCCAAAUGAACUGGAUCAGAUCGUUCUUAUCCAGAUUAAACUUGAACAUUUCUAAAUUUUUAAUCAACUUCCCAAAUUCCCUGAUUCCCUUUUUUCUUUUGCAACUGUGCAGAGCAGUAAAUCCAAAUCAAGAGUCAGACUUGAAUCUCUUCUGGUCCCUGUAGGUCUCCUCUUUGACUUUAGGAUGCUCUGGGAUCUGUACCUGACCAGUGCAGUUCUUUAAGUUUGAGUGUCUUACCUCUCAGAGCUUUUAAAACUUUAAAACUCUGAAACUUCAGUGUUUAAUGUCUGGAUCUGUUCUUUUUCACUCAGUUGUGUUUUUCUUGUGUUUUCAGGUUGUGUACUCGUCCUCCGCCCGCGAGCUCAAAGUGGAGACGGUGAAGCCAGACACGCCUGAGAAGGAAGAGGACGACAUCGACAUCGAUGCGAUCUAA
Molecule: messenger RNA, 5375 nt
Organism: Xyrichtys novacula (pearly razorfish)
Lineage: Eukaryota; Metazoa; Chordata; Actinopteri; Labriformes; Labridae
Source: the annotation of a GenBank genome assembly